This is a messenger RNA of Debaryomyces tyrocola, 252 nucleotides long. NCBI's taxonomy places the organism in Eukaryota, Fungi, Ascomycota, Pichiomycetes, Serinales, Debaryomycetaceae. The record is from the annotation of a GenBank genome assembly.
CUUAUACCUAGAAAAAUCCAGGUUAUUUCAUUAACAAUAAUCACUGCCUUCGGGUCGUCUGGUGGAGCGAUUUUCCCAUUCAUAGUCGGUUUAAUCUCUCAGAGUGCUGGUACCUACGUUGUUAUGCCAGCUUUUAUUGGACUAUACUGCGGUAUGCUUAGUCUUUGGAUUGCCUUGCCUAAUACUGAAAGAUCUAUAGAAUCAACUAGUAAUAUUAGCAAGUGGACAAAAAUUUGGAGAAGAAUUUGGUAA